UCCUUUAGCCUGAUCCUCUCACCUGCUCCGGGCUCCUUCAUUCCCCUGCUCCCAUUCCUUCUCCCUUUCCUCUCUCCUCUCCUCCCCACCACUUUCCCCGAAGAGCUAAUGGGCUUUCUUCUGAGAAAGUCAAGCCACUGAUGGAAGCGAGAAGCCACUGCUGGCUCUAGAGGGAAAGCACGCGGCGGAGCCGCGGGCGCUGUCCAGCGUGCUGGAGCCAGAGCUAGCGAGCCGCCUGGAGCUUUGCCGACCCAGCUGAGCCCAGACCACUGGACGCCAGGUCUCGACCGUCGCUCGUGCCCCAGCUACCGCUCGGAUCCAAGGCAGACGGGUCCCGAUCUUCCCCUGUCCCUAUCCUGCUCCGACCCUCCUCUCCACCUCCGGCGUCGUGACACCGGCUGUCUUCGGCAGCCCCUUGGUCAUGAAAUCCCUCAGGUUGCCGGCUUCUCUCUUCUGCUGCCUUCUACUGAUCAAGGGGUUAGCAGCAGCGCCCCCGGGGCGCCCUGAGGCACAGCCUCCUCCCCUCGGCUCUGAACAUAAAGAGCCAGAGGUAGCUGGGGACGCAGCGCCCGGGCCAAAGGAUGACAGCGCCCCAGAAGUCCGAGCUGCUCGAAAUUCCGAGCCGCAGGAUGAGGGAGAGCUUUUCCAGGGCGUGGAUCCCCGGGCGCUGGCCGCGGUACUGCUGCAGGCACUGGACCGCUCGGCCUCGCCCCCGGCUCCGGUCGGCUCCCCUCAGGGUCCAGCGGAAGACGGAGCAGAAGCUCUGCUGACCGAGACCGUGCGCAGCCAGACCCACAGCCUCCCGGCGCCAGAGACCCAGGCGCCCGCCGCCCCGCCUCGCCCCCAGACUCAGGAAAACAGUCCCGAGGCGGGAGACCCGAACCAGGAGCUCGAGGCGCUCGCGUCCCUGCUCCAGGAACUUCGAGAUUUCAGUCCGAGCAGCGCCAAGCGCCAGCAAGAGACGGCAGCGGCAGAGACCGAAACUCGCACACACACGCUGACCCGCGUCAAUUUGGAGAGCCCCGGGCCCGAGCGCGUGUGGCGCGCAUCCUGGGGAGAGUUCCAGGCGCGCGUCCCGGAGCGCGCGCCUCUGCCACCCUCGGCCCCCUCGCAAUUCCAAGCGCGUGUGUCUGAGAGCGAGCCCCUUCCCGAAACCCGCCAGUUUGGGGGAGUGUCCGCCCCGAAAACACACCUGGGCGAGGCUCUGGCGCCCUUAUCCAAGGCGUACCCAGGCCUGGGAGCCCCCUUCCCCAAGGCGCGCCGGCCGGAGAGCGCGCUGCUGGGCGGCUCUGAGGCGGGCGAACGCUUACUCCAGCAAGGGCUAGCGCAGGUGGAGGCCGGGCGGCGGCAGGCGGAGGCCACGCGGCAGGCGGCCGCGCAGGAGGAGCGGCUGGCCGACCUCGCCUCCGACCUGCUGCUCCAGUAUUUGCUGCAGGGCGGAGCCCGGCAGCGCAGCCUCGGGGGUCGGGGGCUGCAGGAGACGCAGGAGGAGCGAGGGGGCGAGCGGGAGGAGGAGGCGGAGCAGGAGAGACGCGGCGGGGAGGAGAGGUUGGGGGACGAGGACGAGGAGGCGGCGGAGGCGGAGGCGGAGGCGGAGGCGGAGGAGGCCGAGAGGGCGCGGCAGAACGCUCUGCUGUUUGCGGAGGAGGAGGAGGAGGACGGGGAAGCCGGAGCCGAAGACAAGCGCUCCCAGGAGGAGACGCCAGGACACCGACGGAAGGAGGCCGAGGGCUCAGAGGAGGGCGGGGAGGAGGAGGAUGACGACGAGGAGAUGGACCCGCAGACCAUUGACAGCCUCAUCGAGCUGUCCACCAAACUCCACCUGCCCGCGGACGACGUGGUCAGUAUCAUCGAAGAGGUGGAGGAGAAGCGGAAGCGGAAGAAGAACGCCCCUCCUGAGCCCGUGCCAGCCCCCAGGGCCGCCCCCGCCCACGUCCGCUCCCCGCAGCCCCCGCCCCCCGCCCCGGCCCCUGCCCGCGACGAGCUGCCGGACUGGAACGAAGUGCUCCCGCCCUGGGAUCGGGAGGAGGAUGAGGUGUUCGCCCCCGGGCCCUACCACCCUUUUCCCAACUACAUUCGGCCGCGGACACUGCAGCCGCCUGCGGCCUCGCGUCGCCGCCACUAUCACCACGCCCUGUCGCCUUCGCGCCACUAUCCCGACCCUGAGGCCCAGGCACGGCGCGCGCAGGAGGCGGCAGAGGAGGAGGAGCGCCGGCUGCAGGAGCAGGAGGAGCUGGAGAAUUACAUAGAGCACGUGCUGCUCCGGCGCCCGUGACCCGCCCUGGCCCCGCCUUCGCGCGCCCGCCGCGCGAGACACCUCUCCCCCCUCCGUGUGGCUCCUCCCCCUCUCAGUGUUUGCAUGCGCCCGGGUCCCGCCCCUCUGCCACCGCCCGGCCCCGCCCCCGCCGCCUGGUCCCGGGGCUGAGCCGGGACCUGCCAGAUCUCUUUUCCGGUCAGAACCCGAACUCUCCAAACUUCCGGGAGACCCGGGGCCAGCCUAGGCGGGCGGGCGGUUUGUGUGAGAUCCUUUUCCCCGCGGGGCUCCGUCCUCAUCCACGUCUGGGGACGUCCCCGUCUGAAACUGGAAAAAGCAGUUCCAAUUGUGUAAAAAAAGUGUCUGUCUCCCGCCCUGCCCUCGGGCUUCCCCACCCUCACAGCGCAGUGAAUUUACUCCUCCAUUCCUUUCUCUGUUGUAAAUACCCCUCACGGAGGAAAUAGUUUUGCUAAGAAAUAAAAGUGACUAUUUUAUUAGGA
Molecule: messenger RNA, 2754 nt
Organism: Heterocephalus glaber (naked mole-rat)
Lineage: Eukaryota; Metazoa; Chordata; Mammalia; Rodentia; Bathyergidae
Gene: Vgf
Product: VGF nerve growth factor inducible
Biological process (GO): regulation of synaptic plasticity; carbohydrate homeostasis
Molecular function (GO): neuropeptide hormone activity
Source: RefSeq, a predicted model, not a curated record